Danaus chrysippus (African queen) is the source of this 351-nucleotide messenger RNA. NCBI's taxonomy places the organism in Eukaryota, Metazoa, Arthropoda, Insecta, Lepidoptera, Nymphalidae. The record is from the annotation of a GenBank genome assembly.
AUGGGGAUGAAGGGGGAUGAUGGAGAUGAUGGAGAUGAUGGGGAUGAUGAGGAUGAAGAGGAUGAUGGAGAUGAUAGGGGUGAUGGGGAUGAAGGGGCUGAUGGAGAUGAUGGAGUUAAUAAGGAUGAUGAGAAUGAAGAGGGUGAUGGAGAUGAUGGAGAUGAUGGGGGUGAUGGGGAUGAUGGAGAUGAUGAGGGUGAUGGGGAUGAAGGGGCUGAUGGAGAUGAUGGAGAUGAUGGGGGUGAUGGGGAUGAAGGGGCUGAUGGAGUGAUGGAGAUGAUGGGGAUGAUGGGGGUGAUGGGGAUGAUGGGGAUGGGGGAUGAUGGAGAUGAUGGAGAUGAUGGGGGAUGA